UUAAACGGUAGGAGAUGCAAGCUAGGACGGAAAAUUUCGCCUAAAUCAGAUUCUGAUCCCUGAAAUUUGUAAACGGUCAGCUUGCAUUAUUUGGAAAAUAUGCAGAAAUACGAGAAACUGGAGAAAAUAGGAGAGGGUACCUACGGAACGGUGUUCAAAGCCAAAAACAGAGAGACCCAUGAGAUAGUAGCUCUCAAAAGGGUCAGAUUGGAUGAUGAUGACGAGGGUGUACCUAGUUCAGCACUACGAGAAAUUUGCCUCUUGAAAGAACUGAAACAUAAAAAUAUUGUUCGGUUGCACGAUGUACUACAUAGUGACAAGAAGUUAACGUUAGUUUUUGAAUAUUGUGAUCAGGAUUUAAAGAAAUAUUUUGACAGCUGCAAUGGUGACUUGGAUCCAGAGAUUGUAAAGUCCUUUAUGUAUCAGUUAUUAAAGGGACUAGCCUUCUGCCACAGUCGUAAUGUACUUCACAGGGACCUCAAGCCACAGAAUCUCCUCAUUAACAGAAAUGGUGAAUUGAAGUUAGCUGAUUUUGGAUUAGCCCGGGCCUUUGGAAUUCCAGUGCGCUGUUACUCGGCUGAGGUGGUGACAUUGUGGUACAGGCCUCCAGAUGUGCUGUUUGGUGCCAAACUGUACUCAACUUCCAUUGACAUGUGGUCAGCCGGCUGCAUAUUUGCAGAGCUGGCCAAUGCUGGGCGACCCCUGUUUCCAGGCAAUGAUGUUGAUGACCAGUUGAAGAGGAUCUUCAGAUUGCUAGGGACACCAAAUGAGGAGCAGUGGCCCACAAUGACCAAACUUCCUGAUUACAAGCCAUACCCCAUGUAUCCUGCCACGACAUCACUGGUGAAUGUUGUCCCCAAACUCAGCAGCACAGGCCGAGACCUGCUUCAGAAUUUACUGAAAUGUAACCCUGUACAGCGAAUUUCUGCAGAAGAGGCCUUGCAGCACCCUUACUUUGCUGACUUCUGUCCGCCAUAGUUGUGAGAGACGAAGAGUAUCAGUUAAGAGUCUGGAUUUCCAUUGUCUCGCCUUUACCAAAACUCCUGAGCAACUGUCAUAGCUCUCUUACAUCUUUGUGCCUCAGAACAAGACAGGCUCCCUGUGCCCUCAAAACAUCUGUCCGCAUCAGUGUAUCGCACUCGUUUUCUGUCUCCACUGUAAUAUUUCAGCUUGAGACUCAUGUCCAGAAGCCAUGUGUAGGAGUCAUUCUGUAAUUGUGGGUACAUUCUGCAUAAGUUAGAUGUCUGAAAAUAUUUACUGUUCCUGUUAAACACUUCUGUCAAAUUCUUUUGAAAGAUGUUAACAUUUGAAGAUGAUGAUUUUUAUAAAGAUAUUGUAUCAGUAGCUUUUUCAUAUGAUAUUGAGUGGAUAUGAAAUUUUUCCUCACUUUAUAUGUAAAAGGAUGGGAUCACUAGAGGUUCCCAGGUCAUGCACCCAGUUUCGACACAGGUUGAGAGUGUAUUGUUUUUGAGGUUAGGGUUCGAAUCCCAGCUGUGACACAUUUGUUGUCUUUGGCUUGGAGCUCAAUUCACUGUUCUCAGUUCAGCAGUGUUGUGUGAGGCACCUAUAGAAUUAGUGAACUUCAGUGUGAAGUCUGUUUUUUUCAUCAGAGGAAGAAAACAAGUAUAAUGUACAGCAAAAAUAAUGGAGAUUCAAGACUUUUGAAGUGUAGGCAGCAGUGUUCUGUUCCUGCUGAACUCUGUAAGGAGGUGGAUUGCGUCUUGUUUUAAUGAUCUGUGAUUUGUUGGCUGACCAAAAGUCAAACUGUAUUCCCAUAAAGACUAUGCU
This is a messenger RNA of Chanos chanos (milkfish), 1788 nucleotides long. RefSeq names its product cyclin dependent kinase 5 (gene cdk5). The transcript is spliced from 12 exons. Gene Ontology annotation, molecular function: cyclin-dependent protein serine/threonine kinase activity; ATP binding. The coding region runs from base 100 to 978 and encodes 292 amino acids. Gene Ontology annotation, biological process: synaptic vesicle transport; protein phosphorylation; neuron apoptotic process. Gene Ontology annotation, cellular component: cytoplasm; nucleus. The record is from RefSeq and is a predicted model, not a curated record. NCBI's taxonomy places the organism in Eukaryota, Metazoa, Chordata, Actinopteri, Gonorynchiformes, Chanidae.